This is a messenger RNA of Coffea eugenioides, 1609 nucleotides long. RefSeq names its product DELLA protein GAI-like. Gene Ontology annotation, molecular function: sequence-specific DNA binding; DNA-binding transcription factor activity. The coding region runs from base 1 to 1509 and encodes 502 amino acids. The record is from RefSeq and is a predicted model, not a curated record. The transcript has a single exon. Gene Ontology annotation, cellular component: nucleus. Gene Ontology annotation, biological process: regulation of DNA-templated transcription. Lineage: Eukaryota; Viridiplantae; Streptophyta; Magnoliopsida; Gentianales; Rubiaceae.
AUGGAACCCAAGUUCUUCUGUUACGAUAAAAGUAAUGCUUCAAACAGUCUCGAUCUAAAUGCAUCUUCUGCUUCGUGCUAUAUCCUCUCUUUCCAGGAUUCCUCUGGCUUAGACGAAACAAGAAAUUCUAAGCGGCUAAAACAGCUGGACAACUUUAACCAAUAUUUUGGAAACGAAUAUCAUCAUGAUUGCAGCAGAGAUGUGGUAUACAAGGGCAGCAUCAAUGGAAGGACAGAGGAAAAGAAAUGUUCGACAAGGCCUCUGUUUCGGGAUCAUAUAUGGGCUUACGCACAGAAAUACAUGGCGGCUGCUGCAGUGGAAGAAGCAGAUGGCGCCUAUGAUAAAGAGGAGCACGUCAUUAAGGAAGAGGGAAAAGAAGAUGGAAUGAGACUAGUGCAGCUGCUCGUUGCUUGUGCUGAGGCUGUGGCGUAUCGUGAUAAGCGCCAUGCCUCUACUCUCAUAGCUGAUCUUCAGGCUGAUGCCCUGGUUUUUGGAACUUCGUUUCAGAGAGUUGCUUCCUGCUUCGUUCAAGGUCUUUCUCAUCGCCUUGAACUGGUUCAACCACGUGGAGCAGUUGGGGAUAUAGGGGCGAUUCCCAAGACAAUUGCCUUCUCACUGGAGAAAGAGAAGGCUUUAGGUCUUGUUUAUGAGAUCUGCCCACAUGUUCAGUUUGGUCAUUAUGUGGCCAAUGCUUCCAUCUUACAAGCCUUUGAGGGAGAGAGUUCAAUUCAUGUUGUGGACUUGGGCAUGACCCUGGGUCUGCGCCAUGGUUACCAAUGGCGGAGUUUGAUAUUCAACCUCGCCAUUCGUGCAGGCCGACCUUGUCGCUUACGUAUUACUGGAGUAGGAAAUUGUGCUGAUCGGCUUCUGGUCAUUGGUGAUGAGCUGGGGGAAUAUGCACAAAACUUGGGAGUCAAAUAUGAGUUUGCGGUGGUAGAAAGCAAUUUAGAAAACUUGCGCCGAGAAGAUUUGAAGAUUCUUGAUGAUGAGGUUCUGGUUAUCAAUAGCAUACUUGAGUUGCAUUGUGCUGUGAAAGAAAGCCGAGGAGCACUGAACUCUGUCCUGCAGAUGCUAAACGACUUGACACCGAAGGCCUUCAUAUUGGUCGAGCAGGAGUCAAGCCACAAUGGGCCUUUCUUUCUAGGAAGAUUUAUGGAGGCAUUAUACUACUAUUCUGCAAUCUUUGAUUCGCUAGAUGCAAUGCUUCCAAAAUAUGAUACAAGGAGAUCGAAAAUGGAGCAAUUUUAUUUUGGAGAGGAGAUCAAGAACAUAGUGAGCUGUGAGGGACCAGCCAGGGUGGAGCGGCAUGAAAGAUUAGACCAGUGGAGGAGGCGAAUGGGUCGCGCAGGGUUCCAACCGGCUCCAGUCAAGAUGCUUACACAAGCCAGGCAGUGGUUAGAGAGUGUCCAAGCCUGUGAAGGUUACACCAUUUCUGAAGAGAAGGGAUGUUUGGUCCUUGGAUGGAAAUCAAAGCCAAUCGUUGCAGCAUCUUGCUGGAAGUGCAGCUAGCUAUGUACUCGAGUUUGCUUACAUACUCGGAAGUCUUUUCCCUUUCGGGCUGGCCUUCUCAUGGUGCAGCCGUGCAUGAAUAUUUCCGAUGACGAAUAAG